AUGAUUGGCUGCCCAAGCGGAUCCAUCCUCCAGACUUCGUUUGGUGGGAUCGACUUUUCGUUGUGCGUGUUCGGUGAAUCCGGUGCAACUGCGUUGUGUUUCUUUAGUCUAAGUGGAGGCCUUGAGGCGAGUGACCAGGAGAUCGGCAUCUCAGUUAGCGUUGAGUAUCUCUCGAGCCCGAUCAAAAGCUUCUCCGCGCCUGCUCUGAGCGGCAAACGCACUGCGUGCCCCGUGCUGAUUGCGCCUACCUCGGUGACACCAAAGACGCUAGCGCUGCUGACGGGUGGUGCUAUCCAGCCUGCUGCACCAAGACAUUUGAAGGCAGCAAGUAGUGAGAGUAAGUGCGCGUGCAAGUAUACGCCUCGUCCGUGCGUCUACUUUCAUGGCUUGGGGAACCCAAACGAGGAGGCAGGACUGCAGGACACUCCGAAGUUGACGAAGAACAAGGUUGGAAACAUCGGCGAGCACCCGCCGUGCUGCAUCACGGUCAAGUACGCUGUUCUCAACACCGUCGACUAUGGCUGGACGAACGACUCACUGCAGCAAAAGUUCUGCGAUCACUCCCUUCCGAUGAGCAGCACCAGUGACUUGAACACGCGCAUUAUCAGAGACACGAUCAUCAUAAUGCACUCGAUGGGUGGCCUCACGAUGGCGGGCGCUCUCGUCAAUGGGAGAUGCCGCUUCAGUGACAGCACGGCGUGGGUUAGCAUGAGCGCGCCGAUGCGCGGGAGCAUGGACGCAGACUUCAGCCAAGACGUGUGCAAAAGCUCAUUCCUGUCGAAAAUCUAUAGGCAAAGUCCCGCCUCCGCCGCUCGGAAGUCGCAUUCGUACCAGAACGAGCUGAAUAUUGCGUACGCCGCUGCUCAAGAGGCGUACCGAGGCAAUGUGACUGCGGCAAUGUGCAGCACCGACUAUCGCGGAUUGUUUUGGGGUCUGGAUGCGGCUUCGUUUGGCGACAGCUAUCGCGAUCGGUUCUACGCACCGAAACUCAACCACGCAGACACGGCUUUCCUCACGCACGACAGCUUCUUCAGGGACCUCCAAAAGCCCUUCAAGUGGUUCGAGUGCUUGCUUUAG
Molecule: messenger RNA, 1077 nt
Organism: Phytophthora sojae
Lineage: Eukaryota; Oomycota; Peronosporomycetes; Peronosporales; Peronosporaceae
Exons: 2
Coding region: 1-1077 (358 amino acids)
Source: RefSeq, a predicted model, not a curated record